This is a messenger RNA of Culex pipiens pallens (northern house mosquito), 3898 nucleotides long. RefSeq lists its product as uncharacterized. The coding region runs from base 84 to 668 and encodes 194 amino acids. The record is from RefSeq and is a predicted model, not a curated record. The transcript has 2 exons. NCBI's taxonomy places the organism in Eukaryota, Metazoa, Arthropoda, Insecta, Diptera, Culicidae.
AUACAUUUGUCUUUAGACGUGUAGAUAUUGUUUGCUCCAAAUUUCUCGUGCUGUGCAAUCUGUUUCCGUAUAAAAUUCUAAAAAUGAAUCCUCAUCUAGACUCCAAAUCUAACGUAUGUCCAAAAUCUUGUUUCUCGUUUGUACUUCCCUUCCUGUUUUUCAAAUGGAAUCCCUUGACUGCGAUGUGCAUCAACCUUCCCUUUUAUCAAUAUUCCUGGAUAUUUGCGGCUAUCAAUAUGAUGGUCAACCUGGCCCUCAACUCCUACUUUCUAUUCUGGCACCUGGCGGCUCCUCCUCCGCAAGACAACGUGUUCGUGCAGUCGAUCGACGUGGGCCGCUUCCACCUGUCCAUUCGCAUUCCCUGGAACUUUCUCCACGUGGCGCGGAUGGUGUACUCGGUGCAGGGUUUAGCCCGGGGGCUGUACUUCCUGCUGGUGGCGGACAAUUACGGUCCUCUGCUGGGCAGUGUCGUCACCGGGCCGGCCCUUUUUGCGUUCGAUAUGGUGAUGUCGGCGCGGAACUUCCGCAAGGAGGACUGUGGCUGCCCCGGCGGAUGUCGCCAGUACUUUUGGAUGCGCACCGUGAAGCAUGUGACGGCGGUUCUGCACUGGAGCACCAUGUGCUGUUUGCUGUUUGGUCGCUUUGAAGGGUGUGUUCGGGAAGAAUGAUGAGGGAAAACGGGCUUUUGCUUUUAUAUAUUUUAUUGUGUUUUUCAUAAAUUGUUAGAAAAAUUAGUGAACUUUAUAUGAUUUAUGCAGUCGUGUGUAGUGCAUCACGUUAAUACAUUUUUGAACAAAUGUUUGGAUAUGGUUUUGGGACACAAAAAACUACUAUUUCUGGUGAUGACCGCACCUUUUCCCUAGAGAGCCUAGGCUCUCUACUAUGUACGGUCAGUGGGGGUGACAUUGUGCCAUUUUUUUAACAGGAUUUGCAAUUCCUUUUUGAAAGGAAACUUAAACCUGUUUAAAGGGUUGUGUAGAGGACAUCUUUAGAAAACUUUGGUAAAAAUCACGUUCCUAGAACAAAUCCUGUCAUUUUGGAAGCUGUCUAAAGUUGUGGUACGUUUUUGGCCACAAAUUACCCCGCAAAAAAUCAACCAUUUUUUUUGUUGCUUGAAAAGUUCCUAAAUAAUUGAAAAUCUCCACUUCUAAUAAUGUAACAUGUCAAUACUAUUCCCUCGAAAAAGUAGCACUGUUGGAUGAUUUGUUUUGAAGUUUUGACCGGUUUGUUUAAUUCGAGCGUCUUUUUUCAUUUGACAUUUGUUUUAAAAAGGUUGGCAUUGUUGUUAGUAGUGUUAAUCAAAUUCCACUAUAUUUUUGGAAAAUGUUGGUAAAAUAUCUAAGAAUAAUCCUUCGUUUACAGUUUUUCGAUAUCAUUUAAAUUGUUUUUGUUAUUUAGAAAUUACGAGGUGUGUGUGUGUGUGUGUGUGUGUGUGUGUGUGUGUGUGUGUGUGUGCAACCAACCAAACAGGACCACGCGGCCGCUUCUUACAAAUUGAGUUGUUUCCAUGUAUUUUUAGAUCUACAUUCUAUACAUGCAAAUAACUCGCAUAGACAUUUGGAAGGUGACCCAUAGGGGGAUGGCGUCGCUAUUUUUAGACCACGUUUUCCACUUUUUCUCAUUGAAACCGACUACUCUAUCGACUUCAUUUUGCUGGGCGAGAUAGGACGUCGUCUAUUUUUAGACGAUGACUCAGCACUUUUCCACUCUUGCACUUAAAAAAAACCAGAUGGCAGCACGAUGUAACGCCACGUCCCUAUUUCUACGCUGGCUAGCCGGGCGCGAGGUACUUCUGCUUUAUCGACAAGCCCCGCUCUGAAGAACGUUUGCACCAAUCGGGUUCAAACGUUAUUUAGAACUUCCGAACCCUUGUCAAAUGGACAAGGACCCAGCGCGUAUAUAGUUGGUAGGUACAGUAUUCCUAAUUCCAGUUAUAGCUCACCAAGUCGCGAUGGCCUAGUGGUUAGCAUCGAACCCCACCUCGAGUGACUUUGAUUUUUCGUUCAUGUUCAGAGUUUCAAGUUUUAUAUCUCCUAUACUUUCUCGUUGGGAGCAGAUGGGAAUCGAACCCAGGAUCAUUCACUUACAAAGCGAACACCGUAACCAGUCAGCCACGGCCGCUCCUGUUAUUUAGAAAUUACGAGAGGUGUAUCGUUUUUUUGACCCAUAGCCAGCCCCACUGACGGUACCUAUUUUUUUCUCUGAACAGUUUUGUUAUUGUUAUAAACAAUAUAAGAAGAACGAACGCCAUUUUGUGCAGCUCACAAAAUUCGUUUCCAAUCCUGAGGUAUUCAAUAAAAACCGAAUAAACUCCGUGCAUUGUUGUCACUCUUCAAAUGGAUCAAGUCUCAAUCUUGUCGUGCUUGACACACCCUGAAAAUUGAUGUAAGUGCGACAACUGGCCAAAGGGAUUUCAGGCCAGAACGCGUUUGACACACGUACAAACCCGACUACCGUAAACAAUUGUAAUUAUAACUCGGGACUCCGGAAACCAAACUUCGGGACAGUGCACAGAAUGGUCAACCAAACAAAACGUGUUUGUUUUUGAUUACACUAUGUGCUCAUUUUUUUUUGUUAAUUUAAGCUCAAACAUUAAAACUUGUUUCUCUCGGAACGCACAGUGGGCAAAAACGGGUGAAAAAACGGAUCUUUUGAUGCCGUCAGUUGCUGCCUGUCAAAAGUAUCAUUUUUAAUGUAAAAAAUUACGAGGAAUCGAUUGGUGGUACUCUCAUUAGCGGCAAAUGACGGGAAGUGGUCCAUUUUACCCCAUUUUGCCUUUUUUUGGGUGUUUUUCUCGAAUAUCUUCAACUGCCGUAGUUUGCCGCACUUUUAAAGUAUCUUAUUUUAUUUAAAAAAUCACGAGAAAUCGAUUGAUGAUACUCUCAAUGGCGGCAAAUGACGGCAAGGGCCCAUUUUGCCCCAUUUAACCCCUUUUAAUGUGUUUUUCGUAAAUAUCUUGAAAUUACAUUAUUUCCUACAGUUUGAACGUAUAUAUAUACGUAUAUUGACCGCUGUAUCUUCACAAGAAUUGGGCUUAGGACAUUGGUCAAUAUGGAGACUUUUAUGUAAAAUUGUCUGGAGAUCGAUUCCCACUAUCGGUUUUUGAAAAUUUUGACGUUUAGACCACUUUUCAAAAAAAAAACAGUUUUAGUAAAUGAUUUUUGUAUUUUUUUAGGAGAGACUUACCAUCCUGCAUUUUUCGUGAGUCUUUUUGUCACAUUUUAGGCUAUUUUCACAAAAAGUUUGAGCGAAAAAAUUCGUCAAAUUUCCUACAAGUUUGUCUUUGACCACUUUUUGAUACGAUGUAACGGCUCAGAGAUACAGCAAUAUUUAAAUUACAAAAUACAAACAUAUUUAAAACCCUUACGCCCUUCUCAAAUGUCAUUAUCGAGUGCAACUGGCUCCAUAUACACAAAAAUGGCCUAUAUAGGCCUAGGAUAACAUGUCCGAAAAGUUUCAUUGAAAUCGGAGAGGGUCGUGUACAAAAGUACCAGAAAAAUUCCUGAUUUGAGCUGGAAUUGCUCUCUAGUAAGUAAAGAAAAAACGAAGUUCCUUUUUUCUACAAGGACUUCGCCGCCCUGGGCUCCUAAGUGUAUGAAGCACGGCACGGUGCGAAAGCCCCGAAUACCCAUUGUUUGAGAUCGAUAGUUGCGCCCUCUACCCUAUAUAUUAGAUUAGUUUCAGGAUGAAUCGGAACACCCAUAUUGACACAAAGAAUUUAAAGACCUGCGCGGGAUUCGAACCAGCAACCUCUGGAUUGUGAGUCAGGUGCGAUUCACAAAUUUUUUUUGUGGUAAUCAGAAUUGCCUUUCAGUAGGAUUUUUCUUAAUCGCAUCGCUUUUUUGUAAAACAAGCAUACUGCAUAUUCUGUUGUCGAACGCUGAAAUGAAAAGACGUU